CAUCAUAGGGUAUAUUGUUAUGUAAUAAUGGAUAAACAACUUGAAACUUUAGUGACUUGCGCUGUAUGUUUGGAUCGCUUUGUCCAUCCAAAGAUCCUACCAUGCCAACACACAUUCUGUUUGAAACCUUGUCUGCAAAACCUUGUGAUUGAUAAAAGCAUACGAUGUCCGCACUGCCGAACCAUCCACAAACUACCAAAGCGAGGUUUAUCCGACUUCCCCAACAAUCUUACGAUAGUUUCUAUUUUGGAUUUUUCACCAAAACCAAAUUCCGACAUCAAGAUUUGCCAGGAAUGCUUGAAAUCUAAUUGCGCAACACUGCUGUGUCAACACUGUGAGAAGAAAUUAUGCGAAACGUGUUUAAGUGUUCAUUCCCAACAACUUAUACAAGGAUUAAUGAGAUCAGUUAAUCAGGUUCGUCGAUUGUUUUCCAAGAUGUCCGAAAUGAUUACUGAACUUGAGAGUCGACAAAUUAAAUCUAAAACCGCCGGAGAAUCUGUGAAAACAGACAUUAUUAAAGCAAUAGAUCGCUGUAUUGUUCAGUUGACCAACAGAAAGAAAACUCUUCUUGGACAAGUUGACUUGUAUGUCAAUGCUGAAGGAAGGCAACUUAAAGCUGAACAAGAAAACCUUGAAAUGGAGUUGGUCAACAUGAGUGGACAUUGUGAAAAUGCAGAGAAGAAGUGUCAACAUUUCCUUGAUGGAACAAAAAGGCCAACUGAUCCAUCUUUCCAAAACGAAAUAACUCGCUUGACCCACCAGAGUAAGGAACACUUGAGAAAUAUGAAGUUAAUCAGAUCAAAUGUUGAGGAACGGAUGCUACGAUGCAUCGAGUUCCACAAUGACAAUGAGCACACACUGCAUGCAUUGAUGUCAAGUGUUGGUGAGGUCACUUUUACUUCUCCAACCCAACUCUCAUUCAACCUCGGUAGCAACGCUGUUUAUAAUGAAAUGGAGAUUGAAAGGACCUUUGAAAGAUCUAGAACACAGUCCGAGGAAGAUGCUGACAUAGUGAGCAAUUACAUUCCAUCCUUUACCUCCCCAACCACCUCACCACGACUUAAUGUUGAUUCAUCUGUGGGAUCUUUUAUAUCAGCUUUGAUCACACCAAGGAUAACAAACCCAACCCCUGCUUUAUCAAUCAAUGCACAAGAAACUCAAACAUUCCUAAGGAAUAAAGGAAGAGUAAAAAGAUGUUUCAGUUCAAAGGGUUCUGACAUUUCAUCGUUAAACUGGCCACGAGGUGUCGCUGUGAGCCCCACAAACCAAAUCAUCGUUGCAGACAGCAGUAACCACAGAGUUCAAAUAUUUAAUGAAGAAGGCAGUCCUGUCCUCACAUUGGAAGUUAUGGAUCAGGUGAAGCUGAGUUUGACUGCUUGGCCGGCAUCCAUGUCACCUCCCAGGGUUGGAUCAUUAUAUCGGAUCGCUACAAUCAUCGGAUCCAAAUAUUUGACAGCAUGGGAAGAUUUAUCCGAAUGUUCGGACAGGAAGGCUCAGGUGAAGGUGAUCUAAGUUAUCCUUGGGGUGUUUCAACCGACAAUAUGGGUUUUGUUUACGUUUGUGACAAAGACAAUCACCGAAUACAGGUCUUCACGCUUGAUGGUCAAUUUAUCCGAAAGUUUGGGCGACUGGGAACGUAUGAUGGUCAGUUUGACAGCCCCCUCUACCUCGCUAUUACUAGCGAUAAUAAAGUAUUAGUGAGUGAUAAUGGCAACCAUCGAAUCCAAGUUUUCGACAAGUACGGUCGUUUCAUGUUUAAGAUCGGACGGGAAGGCUCGGC
Molecule: messenger RNA, 1780 nt
Organism: Ciona intestinalis (vase tunicate)
Lineage: Eukaryota; Metazoa; Chordata; Ascidiacea; Phlebobranchia; Cionidae
Source: RefSeq, a predicted model, not a curated record